AUUGACAUCGCGGCCAUUUUGGCUCUGGCCGCCCUGCUCCCAUUGUGUGUGAGAUAGUAAAUACUGACACUGCCAGACAAGCCGAGCACAUAUUUCACCGCGCGAAAUAAAACACGUUCACCUGAGGUGAUAUUGACUAACAAUGGCCCGUACUAAGCAGACUGCUCGUAAGUCCACCGGAGGAAAAGCUCCUCGUAAGCAGCUGGCUACCAAAGCUGCCCGCAAGAGCGCUCCCUCGACUGGAGGAGUCAAGAAACCUCACCGCUACAGGCCCGGUACUGUGGCUUUGCGUGAGAUUCGUCGGUAUCAGAAGUCCACUGAGCUGCUGAUCCGUAAGCUGCCAUUCCAGCGUCUGGUUCGAGAGAUUGCCCAGGACUUCAAAACUGAUCUGCGUUUCCAGAGCGCCGCCAUUGGGGCACUGCAGGAGGCCAGUGAGGCAUACCUGGUCGGUCUGUUUGAAGACACUAACCUGUGUGCCAUCCAUGCUAAGCGUGUCACCAUCAUGCCCAAAGACAUCCAGCUGGCACGCCGCAUCCGCGGAGAGCGCGCUUAAACUCACCCCUUCUUUCUAUUGCCCUCUUUUAUUUCUUUCUGUCUCUCCACUUGUUCUCCUCCUGCUUUUCUUGGUAGAGUUUAGAGUAUCAGUGAUGGGGAGUAACUGUGUCUCAGUCUACUAGUGCUGUCUAAAUGACGCGUAGGGUACCUAUAUGUGCAUGUAACAGGUGCUGCUGAUCACACACACACACACAUGCAUCCACACAGACACACAUACAUACAUACACAUACUCACACAUUCACAUUUGGAGCGUAAACGAGGUCCACCCCUGCCCGCUUUAGGGCCAUACAUUCAACACGCAUGUAAAGAGAAGAAGUCUCGCCCUGCGCUCACACUUACUCCGCUGUCCAGAGAGAAAAACAGGGUGGUGUCUGGGGUCAGUCUGCUUAAGGGGAGCGCAAACUUCCAUAGCAGGGUGCUACUAAAACUGCCUCAGCCCACCUUAUUGAAACCUGUCCUCGCCAGUCCCCCAACUCACAUAUGUUUUUAAUCUUACCUCGUUUACCCUCCCCUUCCUGCCCCCCUCGAUCCAUCCAAUUCUUACAUGUCCUGCUUGAAUCCUUACUUGGCCCUUCCUAGUGGAGGUGAGUGUGGGGUCGGACUUCUUCUCUGUGUGAGUGUCUGUGGGUGAUGUGAUCAGCAAAGCAGAAUCGUAUUCAACUGCAAACCAGCAUCUAUUAGUUAAAAAGUUGUUACUUGUAAGAUU
This is a messenger RNA of Sinocyclocheilus anshuiensis, 1262 nucleotides long. RefSeq names its product histone H3.3. NCBI's taxonomy places the organism in Eukaryota, Metazoa, Chordata, Actinopteri, Cypriniformes, Cyprinidae. Gene Ontology annotation, cellular component: nucleosome. Bases 143 to 553 code for a protein of 136 amino acids. The transcript has 4 exons. The record is from RefSeq and is a predicted model, not a curated record. Gene Ontology annotation, molecular function: DNA binding; protein heterodimerization activity; structural constituent of chromatin.